AUGGAGGUCACAGGCACAGACUUUGGCAUCCGCGAUCCUGAUAACAUGACCCUCUAUCCCGCACCGAAUUUCAUUCAUUCCCCCGAGCGAAUUCGGGAACACAUGGGAGAGGUACGAACCCCUCCUUUGAGUCGAAUGUAUCGCUGUGAAGAGACAGUGUCACCUAUCAGCCGAUGUGUCUCCGGAUAUUCCAGGGACUAUCAGCAGAAGAUGUAUCGAGGCGGAUUUUCCCAAGAUCUGCAAGCGUCCACUGAGAACUACGUCUCCAGCACUGGAGGCGCUACUUCACCAAGGAAUUUUUCGCUUUCGAAUGGAGCCAGUGACUCUUACACAUCCUCCACCCGUUUCAACCAUCCAACUUCUCCAACCACAAACAUCUCGAUGCCCCGGCGUUCCAUUCGCGAGACCUCGGUACGAGUGCAGGGUGGACAAGACGACCAGAUGGAGUGGUCACGAAGGGAAGAAAGUGUGCGAGAAAUGGGCUCAAGCCGUUAUCACUCACAGCUCUCCAGCCGUCACUCAGACCACCACCAACAUCAAUUCCUUAGCUCGCCGCUGCCCCAAAUCAAUGGCUACUCGCCACUGCCACCACCGAUCCCAACACCGACCAGUCCGGGCUCGCAGAGUGUAAAAAUUACGCGGAAACCCAUCCAGGUGCAGCGAAAUGGCGAUCAGGAGGUGAUCACUACGGAGGAAGUGAAAAAGGAAGAUGACGACAGUGAGACUAUCAUUCACCGACGCACCAUUAGACGGAAACGUGUUCCUUCGUCUCAUUUGAUCUCUCGUGAGAAUAACGUCCCGGAGGAUUUUCAGCGAACGUCAUCUGUCAGUAGUCAAAGAAGAAUCGAGAACUCCAGAACUCGUUUGAUACCAUGCUCUCCGAAAAAGCCACCUUAUCCUCCGGUCAGCCUUUACGACUACAUGGCCUCAGAUCAGACUAUCGCCAACGCAACUAAUGAAUCAUUGCGUUCGCAGCAUUUCAUGCAAUUCUAUCGCUCCACCCGAGGAGCUUUUGCUUUUGGGAAAAUACGAAUCUUUAAGUUUGCAGCCUUUAUGGUUUCAGAAGCACCGCCUCGAACCUUCAGCCAAACGAACAUCCAUCAAUACUCAAACACACUCCGUAAUCAGUGGAGCUCGGAAAAUAAUCUCAAAACCGGUUCUUACCUGAAACAGCCACCGAUUUGUGGAACAUACUCAGCACAUCAAGAGAAUUUGCGUCGAAGGAACGAGCUAAACCAACAAACUGAGUAUCUGAGGUCAUCACGACGCAUGUCGGAGACGGGGUAUGGAGAAAUAUGCCAGGAAAUUGUCUCCCUCUUGCCCAUUGGACGUGGAAUUCAGGAUCUGGAGUCAGGAUCAAGUGCGGCUACUCUGCCCAGAGCUGGAUCACACACUGCAGAUCUUACUCUGCUAGUGGAGGCAAUCGCGGUCAGUACUUUUCGGGAGCACAGUCACCAGUACUAUCACGUCAGCAUGGAGGUCGAGUUGUUUCUGAGCAUCGUUCACGAACUGUUCAGAAUGAAUCCCAUUGGUCCAAUGUUAACGGCAAGUUUGGGGUGUUCAAUGGGAAGUCUACACGGCGGUAGCUUCACAACAGGUCCAGCACAAGCCAACCACAUGGCCCUCGACACAAUGGACAGUCGUCACACGCUAACCCAGACAAAUGACCUCUCGUACCACUGGUUCCGUCCGAGCGCUUCGCGUCAAGAGGCGAUACAGAUGCUUAUCAAUAAGGAGCCCGGACGUUUUAUCAUACGUGCAAGCAAAUCUCAGCCAAACUCCUAUGCUCUCGUCGUUCGAGUGCCAUUAACAGCCGGCGAGUUUCAAAAACCGCAGGACACGGAACCUGUGAGGACGUUCCUGCUGAAUCGCGUGAAGGGAGGCGACGCAGUGCACCUGAGGGGAUUUGAAAGUGAACCCAUAUUUCCGUCACUGGCAGCUUUCGUGCACGACCACACUAUUCAUCAGGGCGCUCUUCCAGUCCUCCUCAAACUGCCUAUGAGGAGUGCGCUAUCGAGUAACUACCUAGCCGGACAGCAGAGCCCCUUACCCGGUCGACAAACUUUAAGUGGCUUGGAUUUCGUUUGUGACGUUUUGUACUUGGGAAGUAUGGACGUCUUCCCUCUCCAAGGGGAGUCAGCGGUCAGACGGGCGGUGGAGCAGGUGCUCUCACAGGCUAACAACCCCAAUAAGGGAUUGAAAAAGAAAUGUGAGGCAACGGUGCUCUGCUCCGUUGACAAGGGCCUCACCAUUGUUGACAAGAACAGCAUUCGCUUUACCAAGAAAUCGAUUCCUGCUAACAAGAUCCUCUACUGCGCCUACGACCCUGAAGAACGAGUGUUCAAUGCAAUUGAAUUAAAAAAUCGUGGAGUAGCUGAUUCUCUAAUUUUUGCAAUAGUUGUGAAGAAGACUCGUUUUACCAUGACGGAGCAUGCAGUCUACGUAAUGUGCCAACUGGAGCCAAACCAGCCGAGCUCAAAUCUCAUCAAUUUCAUAAAUCAAGCCCUACCUGUCCACUUUCGCUGA
Molecule: messenger RNA, 2526 nt
Organism: Echinococcus granulosus
Lineage: Eukaryota; Metazoa; Platyhelminthes; Cestoda; Cyclophyllidea; Taeniidae
Product: Tensin-1
Exons: 15
Coding region: 1-2526 (841 amino acids)
Molecular function (GO): protein binding
Source: RefSeq, a predicted model, not a curated record